This is a messenger RNA of Rubroshorea leprosula, 666 nucleotides long. The record is from the annotation of a GenBank genome assembly. Lineage: Eukaryota; Viridiplantae; Streptophyta; Magnoliopsida; Malvales; Dipterocarpaceae.
ACAUUUUAUAAAACUUAAAUGAUUAAAAUGCCAAAAAUAAGACAAAACAUGUUUCAUUUAAGUAACAUGACCUUUCUUCUUCAACCUCUAACAUUUGGGUCCAGUGUUCUUGGUGGGUGAAUUUUGGAGCUCUAUGUCACGAAGUGCGAGUUUGGAGACCCAAGUCAGAGGUGUCACUGCUAGGAUCGCAAGGCGAGGUUGUGGUCAGCACACCCUUGUGUGCGUAGGACGUGCGUGGAGCUUUUUAGAGGCGUGUGCUAGGCCUGUGGUUGAAGUGCCGACACUAAAGUUUUACAAAGGAUUUUGGGUGUCGAUACUUGGGUGCAGUCUAGAGCCAUCUUGAAUUCUCCGGAAGCACCAGGGCCGCAGAAAUGAAGACCAGACAUUGGUCUGGGUGGGCUUAUUGGGCCAAGCCUGUGUGUAUAGUUUACUAAAGCCAGGAUUUUUUUUUUCUGUUGUUUUAGAACUGUGAUUGGUAUCAAGUGCAAAGAUGGGAUCGUUAUGAUACGCUUUAUCGUUCCUAAUUUUGGUAUUUGUUGAAUCUUGCUUGUGGAUUUGUAUGUGAAUGUAAUUUGUGGGUUUGGGAGUUUCAAGGUGUGGUAAAGCUCAUUGUGUUGAGGAUGAUGUUGCUUGGUUCCAAUCGAAGAAUACACUUCAUUGUCACUU